Oppia nitens is the source of this 1653-nucleotide messenger RNA. RefSeq names its product NDP-glycosyltransferase YjiC-like. The record is from RefSeq and is a predicted model, not a curated record. The transcript has 3 exons. NCBI's taxonomy places the organism in Eukaryota, Metazoa, Arthropoda, Arachnida, Sarcoptiformes, Oppiidae. Gene Ontology annotation, molecular function: UDP-glycosyltransferase activity. Bases 1 to 1653 code for a protein of 550 amino acids.
AUGAAAAAAUUAAAAGUACUAUUCAUGCCGAUUGACGGUACGGGUCAUGUAAAUGCUUCUAUAGCUUUGGCACAGGUAUUGAUCAAAGCUGGACACGAGUGUACGUUUGGCAUAUGUGACCAAUGGAGGGGUAAACUGGAGCCGUACCGUAUCCGAGAGAUAUUGUGGUCAAUGAAUGAUCGACAAAAUGCUGACGAAUCGGCCGCCAAAUACUGGGGACUAUAUCUCAAAGAGAAAGGUAUUUUAGGUCCGGUUAGUCCACUGGAAAAAGCAGUUAUUAUAUUAAAAGAGCAAAAAAGUGUAAACAAAACGCAACAAGAAAUUGAUGACAAAGUUGAACAAACCAUAAGUCAAGUCCGACCCGAUAUCAUAAUAUUAGAUCAAAUGUCAUCAUUAAUUGUUAAGAAAUCGGGAAUCCCGUGGGUAUUGGUAUGCAGUUGUAAUCCAUUAACAUCUAUACGGGACGACAGAACACCGCCGGCUUUUUCCGGUUUACCGACAACCGGUCCCAUCAGUGAAUGGCAAACAUUUAAUAGAGUCUAUAAUGAGAACAUUCAGGAGACGUGGCAAGUGUUUAAUGACAUAGAAGUGGCCAAUGGUUUCCCGAAAUUAAAAGAAAAUUCAUUAAUUAGUGAAUCAAAAUAUCUGAAUAUAUACGGCUAUCCAUUGGAAUUGGAUUAUCUGGACAUAAGACCACUGCCCGACAAUUGGUAUCGUUUUGAUAACUUUAUGAGAAGUGAACAACAUUUGCCAUUUGAAAUACCUGAACAAUUACUGGACAAACCGGGAAAACUGAUAUAUUUUUCAUUGGGCUCUAUGGGCGGUACUGAUGUCGAUAACAUGAAACGCUUAGUCGGUAUACUUGCAAAAUCUAAGCACAGAUUUAUUGUAUCAAAAGGACCGUUAGAUGAUGAGUAUGAUUUACCAGACAAUAUGUGGGGUGAGAUUAGUGUACCACAAAUCAAUGUCUUGCCAUUAGUUGAUUUGGUUAUAACUCACGGCGGAAACAAUACUAUUACUGAAACAUUUUCAUGUGGAAAGCCUAUGAUAGUUAUGCCACUGUUUGGCGAUCAGUACGAUAAUGCACAGAGAGUUCAUGAAAAAGGGUUUGGUAUACGACUCGAUGCCUACAAGUGCUCUGAAGAGGAACUAUUGACAACUAUUGAAAGUCUAGUUAAUGACAAUAUAUUAUCUGAAAAAUUGAAAAAAAUAUCACAAAGAAUUCGUACGGAAAAUAGUUUAACAAAAUUACCUGAAAUUUUCGAAAAUUUAGUCCAAACAUAUGCCAUAGCACAGGUGUUGAUCAAAGCGGGACACGAGUGUACGUUUGGCAUAUGUGACCAAUGGAGAGGUAAACUGGAGCCGUACGGUAUCCGAGAGAUAUUGUGGUCAAUGAAUGAUCGUGAAAAUGCUGACCAAUCGACCGCCAAAUACUGGGGACUGUAUCUGAAAGAAAAAGGUAUACUCGGACCGGAAGGUCCACUGGAAAAGGCAGUGAUUAUGUUAAAAGAUCAGAAAAAUAUUGUCGAAAUGCAUCGCAAAAUCAAUCAAAAAGUUGAACAAACUAUAUGUCAACUGAAACCCGAUAUCAUAUUAGUCGAUCAAAUGGCUUCGUUAGUAUCGGUUAUGAAAUCGGGAGUAGUUGGUACCUAA